Messenger RNA from Ylistrum balloti, 2913 nucleotides. Its product is annotated as basic salivary proline-rich protein 1-like. Gene Ontology annotation, molecular function: actin binding. The transcript has 8 exons. Lineage: Eukaryota; Metazoa; Mollusca; Bivalvia; Pectinida; Pectinidae. The coding region runs from base 132 to 1709 and encodes 525 amino acids. The record is from RefSeq and is a predicted model, not a curated record.
GAUAUCUGAUGUUUUACGAAGACUCGAGGCUUCAGUGAAGCCAGGAUGACCCCAGAGAAAGGAAUUGACAAAAAUUUAACAAGCAAAUAGGCCAACAAAGGUAGUCAGUUGACCCCUGAGGACUUGCAGUGAUGCCGCCCCCUCCACCUCCCCCACCCCCGGGGGCACCGCCUCCUCCCGCAGUCAAAUCUGCAGGUCGUCCCGUGGCAAAAAAAUCAGGAGGGACAACUGAUCGAGGGGCUCUAUUAAGUGCCAUCCAUAAAGGGACUGCACUAAAAAAAACUGUGACCAAUGACCGUAGUGCCCCAGCUGUAGGAGGUAACAAGCCUUCGCCAGCAGGUGGUGGCCGUGGAGCGGGCCCACUGAUGCCCCCUGGUGGAGGGGCCAGCAAAUUCAACACAGUAGCAUGUCACAAUAAUCGGCCCAACAGUAGAGAACUUCCGAACACAUGGCGUGGUGCACAGGAUGAUGGGGGAACGCCCACUCCACCAACUGUUGGAGGCCUUGGGGGUCUGUUUGCGGGAGGGGUACCAAGAUUACCCAGUGCUAACAAGAGACAACAAGGAGGACCAAAAGCGCCCGGACCCUCUCAAGCCCUUCGUCCGUCUGGACCCCGCAUGUCAAAUGGACCAUCAGUGAUUUCUAAUGGACCAGGAAGAAAUGUGGGUGGACCUCCACCUCCUCCGCCAUCAAAUUUGAAGCCGAGUCUGAACUCUCGACCAGUUUCCAAUGGACAAAGUCGGCCUGGCCCGCCACCUCCCCCGCCUGCCCAGAACAAGCCAGGUGCGGUUGGCAGCCCAGGAAAACUGUCAAAUGAAGACAGAAAUGGACAUGUGAGAGGGAGCAAUACCUCAUUAAGUAGUAUCUCAUCAAGAAUUUCACUUGGUGAAUCGAAUAGUUCUAUAAACAAUAAUGCUCGCCCGAGGUCAGGGGUCAUUGGUGGUGGUGUUCCAAGGUCACAACCUCCCCCACCCCCGAACCGACCUCCUCCUACGACAGCACCUGGGAAGCCUUCAGGACAAUGGCCACCUCCCCCUCCCCCGCAAUCGGCCAAAGUGCCAGGAGGCCCGCCCCCGCCACCCCCACAGUCGGCAAAAGUGCCAGGGGGACCGCCCCCGCCUCCCCCACAAUCAGCAAAGAGUGGAGCUCCCCCUCCACCACCUCCACAGUCAGCUAAGGGACCUGGAAAUCGACCCCCAAGUAUGGUAGGAAGGCCCCUUCCACCACCUCCCUCACAGGGAGCACCACCUCCCCCUCCUUCAAACAGACCUCCUCCCCCUCCAUUAGCAACAUUAAAACCAACAGUGACAUCAGGUCGGCCAUCAUCUGCCAGGACAAAUCAGCCCCCACCCCCUCCAAGCCAACCUCCAUCUCGACAAGGAGGUCCCCCGCCACCACCUCCAACAAGAACAACAUCAACGCAAAACGGAGGGACAUUGCCUCGGGCUGCAGGGGUGAAGCCACCUCCUCCACCAAUUCGAGGCCCCCAGAGCACAGGUGCUAUUCCCCCACCCCCUCCACAGAGGCGGUCGGGCAACUACUCCGGUGGAAGCGAAGAUUUUGAAAAUAGAUUCAGAUUUCACAAUGCAAAUGAGUGUCCACCUCCGGAACCAUUCAGUAAAAUCAACAAGACAUAUCCAAGUAAAAAUCCUAGAAAUCCAGGUAAAAACACAGGAGUAAGAAAACCUCCACCACCUCCUCCACAAUGACAAGUUUGAUUCCCUAGGGUUUACUCAUCAAUUCCUUUAUAUAUGCAAAAGACUGUGUUUGCAUUCAAUGCCAAUGAAGUGCAAUGUGCAUUACUUGUAGCAAGGGCAAGGACAAGUCUACAAGCAGCAGUCAUUAACUUGUAUCUAGGUCUGAUCGACAGUAGAUAUCAACAGGAUUGUCUGGAUAUGUGAAUUCUGUCAUUGACCUGUGUAUUCGUUCAGCAAACUUUAUACCAGAUGAAUGCUUCUGGUGUGUUCAUCUGAACAAUCUGCAUUGGAGAAAGACAUUAGUUUUCCAAAGGAGAUGAUCCUAUUUCCAAGGGAGAUAAUCCUAUUUCUUGUAUGAACAUCUGACAACUCUUGUUAUAGAACAAUGGUAUCAGUUUCCCUUGUCAAGUUUAUAAAAAAUUCAGUGUUGAUUUUCUAUAAGCCUGUAGGUUUUCCGAAGGUUCUUUCUUCCUUUGCGGGUGAUAGGUAAAGUAUUUCCAUGUCUUGAACAGGUCUUAACUUGAGUUAAAGAUUUUUUUUAAAUCAAGUGAAUAUUUAACAAUGCAGAAUAGCUCCCCAGCCAUGUAAGAUGUAGUUGGUCUGUUAUUAAAGUAGACACCGUAAAACCUGCUCAAUCUAAGAUAUUUUAUAUAAAAUCUUAUUUGGUCAAGUAAAGAUUCUUUGUACGAUGUGAAGAAAAUAACUAUAAGUCUUGUAAACCUUUAUCAUUUUCACACAGAUUUUUUUAUUCCUUAUUUGAACUUAGGAAUUGGCUUGUGAAAAACAGACUGAUAGAGAAUUUGUCAUCUGUAAUUUUAUAUACACUUGACUGAUGUCCUGAUUUGUUCUACAGUUUGUCAUCUGUGAUAUGUAAAUUUGUUACAGUUUAUACCCCUAUGUUCUUUAUGAGUGCUGUUAUACUUACAUAUAUAGUAUGUAUUAUCUACUUAAAGGAGAACAAAGGCUUUCACACGCUUCUAUCAGCUAAUGCAGCUUAAUCAUGUAACACAGCGUAUAUAACAAAACUUUUCAAACACAAAACAUGUGAACGCUUGGACCUAAGCUUAAAGUGUAGCAAUAGUGUGGAGCUUGUCUGUCUGUAAAGAAUUUCUUCAAAAUGAAAUAGUUUUUUUUUUUUGUAGAAAGCAAUUACACUUCUUUAAUAAAAAUUUAAUCACAAAAUGAUAAAUAUGUCUGAUAUUUUUUCAUGUUUAGU